Messenger RNA from Esox lucius (northern pike), 2116 nucleotides. Its product is annotated as alpha-2 adrenergic receptor. NCBI's taxonomy places the organism in Eukaryota, Metazoa, Chordata, Actinopteri, Esociformes, Esocidae. The transcript has a single exon. Gene Ontology annotation, cellular component: membrane. The coding region runs from base 41 to 1342 and encodes 433 amino acids. The record is from RefSeq and is a predicted model, not a curated record. Gene Ontology annotation, biological process: regulation of smooth muscle contraction; regulation of vasoconstriction; platelet activation. Gene Ontology annotation, molecular function: alpha2-adrenergic receptor activity.
GAAUCGAUCCUUCUGGAAUUAAAAGAAAUAUACGGACGACAUGGAUUCGUUUAAUUCAAGCGGAGUUGACGCGUUUGCGUUUAAUUUAAAUUCCUCAUCAGAAAGUCCGUAUUGCGUGGCUACAAUAGCGAGUCUUGCAGCACUUGUAAGUUUUCUCAUUUUGUUUACGGUGGUCGGGAACGUUCUGGUUGUAAUUGCCGUGUUAACAAGCCGAGCACUGAAAGCACCCCAGAAUCUGUUUUUGGUUUCCUUAGCCACCGCAGACAUUCUGGUCGCCACUUUAGUGAUGCCCUUUUCUCUGGCCAACGAACUUAUGGGGUUUUGGUAUUUCGGGAAAGUUUGGUGUGGAAUUUAUCUGGCGUUAGAUGUCUUGUUUUGCACUUCGUCCAUUGUCCAUUUGUGCGCAAUCAGUUUAGACCGCUACUGGUCCGUUACGCAAGCUGUUGAAUACAAUCUAAAACGGACUCCUAAACGAGUGAAGUGUAUUAUCGUCAUUGUAUGGCUUAUAUCUGCGUUGAUAUCCUCUCCUCCAUUAAUAUCAAUAGACAAUAACAAUGACCACACUCUGUACCCACAGUGUGAGCUGAAUGAUGACACUUGGUACAUCCUCUCCUCUAGCAUUGCGUCGUUCUUCGCUCCCUGCCUAAUAAUGAUAUUAGUAUACAUCCGAAUAUACCAAGUGGCUAAGACCAGGACCAGGGGCAUGUCGGAGAAGAAACACGGUGCAUGUGAAUCUACAAUGACUGAGAAUGGACUGAGCAGAGUAACGCCGCCGUGCAAAACGAACGGGGACAGAGAGAACGGCCACUGUCAGUGCCCGCCCACACCCAGUAUGAGGACAACCGGGGUCCAUGACGAGGUGGACCAGGACGAGAGCUCCUCCUCUGAGGGCAAAGGUCGCCCCAAACCCCCCGACCUGCACCGUAAGAAAGCCAAGAGUGCCCGUAGAGCCAGCCGGAAGAACAGCGCCAUCUCCAAACACUCCAGCCGGAUUUCCAGAGCCAGCAACAAAUCCAUGGACAUAUUUGCCUCCAGGAGGAAGAGGAGGAGGAGCUCGGCGUCCAGGAAGAAGGUCUCCCAGGCCAGGGAGAAGAGGUUCACCUUCGUGCUUGCUGUGGUCAUGGGGGUGUUCGUGGUGUGCUGGUUCCCGUUCUUCUUCAGCUACUGCUUGCAUGGAGUGUGUGGGGACCCCUGUAAGAUCCCCGAUCCCCUCUUUAAGUUCUUCUUCUGGAUUGGUUACUGCAACAGCUCCCUCAACCCGGCCAUCUACACCAUCUUCAACCAGGACUUCAGGCGCGCAUUUCAGAAAAUCCUUUGCAGGUCGUGGAAAAAGUCCUUCUAGAUAUUGUCUGAUAGUGGGAUGGACGAGGCCAGAACACGUAUGCCUCAAGGUGACCGCGGCCAAACUCAACAGCAUGAACGUGUGAAUGCUGCCGUGGAAUAUCAGCGUGAACGAAUCCCCUUUGCAUUAGACCACCUGAACAAUGCAAAUCGCUGUAUUUACGGUGAACACGCACAGUGUUACGCUGAGUCGGAGCACAACACCCAGCUAAGCCUUCAUGCACCUUCAUACCCCUACCCCUCCAUAUCCCUUCACAGGCAACUCUUGAGUGUCCUCAGCCUACAUUCUUCUGUUACCAGCCUGCAUAUUUGCUAUCUACGCUCAGUGUGUGCACAGUGGUCCCCAGACAUAGACGUGCUGAAGUGUGUCGCAAGGCUUAAACUAAGUGUCACAUUAGAUGUCUCCUACCGACUGCAGAUAGCAUUACCAAGGCUAGUUAUGUUAACGCAGGAAACACGGGGGAGCGGGCCCGCGCUCUUAGAAGUAAAGGUGACCGGUAAAAACCUUUUCUUUUGCAGAGCUGGUGGCGCCUUUCUAGUUAAAAGGGUUCCAUGAGGAAACCGCUCUGAAAUGGGCUCUUUGAAGAACCCCUUUUUCUGUGAUGGAAAUGUUGUUUUGUAGCUUAAUAAAAUGUCGGUUCAAAGGUGUGGAUUACUGGAGACGUGGUUUUCAGGUAGUCAUCUUUGGCCACCCAUUAUUGUGUAUAUAUACUGGCUUUACGCAGUGAGGCAGGCACUAAGAGAUGUGGUACAUGACCAAUAUACCACAGCUAAG